Sinocyclocheilus grahami is the source of this 1402-nucleotide messenger RNA. RefSeq names its product sorting nexin-27-like. Gene Ontology annotation, biological process: endocytic recycling; intracellular protein transport; signal transduction. Gene Ontology annotation, molecular function: phosphatidylinositol-3-phosphate binding. The record is from RefSeq and is a predicted model, not a curated record. Bases 1 to 900 code for a protein of 299 amino acids. Gene Ontology annotation, cellular component: early endosome. NCBI's taxonomy places the organism in Eukaryota, Metazoa, Chordata, Actinopteri, Cypriniformes, Cyprinidae. The transcript has 10 exons.
AUGAGGAAUUAUAAUGGUGUUUCUGAUGUGGAGCUAAGGAUAGCCAUGCCAGACAAAACUACAGUUACCAUCCGGGUGCGAAAGAAUUGCACAACAGACCAGGUCUACCAGGCUGUUGUAACACAAAUUGGGGUGGACAGCAUUACUGCAAGUUAUUUUGCCCUGUUUGAAGUCAUUAACCACUCCUUUGCACGCAAGCUGGCCCCUAAUGAGUUUCCACAUAAGCUGUAUGUGCAGAACUAUACGUCUGCCGUCCCAGGCACCUGCCUCACGCUUCGCAAGUGGCUCUUCACCACAGAAGAAGAGAUUCUACUCAAUGAUAAUGAGCUGGCCAUCAACUAUUGCUUUCAUCAGGCUCUGGAUGAUGUGAAAAAGGGAUUCAUCAAAGUGGGAGAGAAAUCCUACCAGCUCCAAAAGCUCACCGAACAGAGGAAAAUGACAAUGUAUUUAAGUAUUCUGAGGACUUGUGAGGGCUACAAUGAGAUCACUUUCCCGCACUGCUCCUGUGACUCGCGUAGGAAAGGUCACGUGGUCACUGCGAUAAGCAUCCGCCACUUUAAACUCCAUGCGUGCACAGAGGAUGGCGCUCUAGAGAAUCAGGUGAUAGCUUUUGAGUGGUCCGAGAUGCAGAGAUGGGACACGGAUGAAGAGGGAAUGGCUUUCUGUUUCGAGUAUGCGCGAGGAGAGAAGAAACCUCGCUGGGUCAAAAUCUUCACUCCAUAUUUCAACUACAUGCACGAGUGCUUCGAGAGAGUCUUCUGUGAGCUCAAAUGGAGAAAAGAGGUUGAAGAGGAGGCCACGGACAAGGACAAUAAGAACUGCAGUAAAGAUGAAUAUCUUCCAACUGUUGAGACGCAGAAGGGAUGGAGGCACAUGAAUGAAGAGAUCAUCUCCUCUUGAAUUCUCAAAUACAUGCACACGUACACUAAAAGCUGCAUACAGAGACUCAGAAAACAUUUCAGACCAGUUCCAUAUGCUUAUCCACUACUGAUACACACUUACUGAAAUAAGAAGAUAUGAAGCAGGAAAUUACACAAACACAGUACAACUACAAAUGACUUUUUAGAGACUUACGCCAUCAUUUCACUGGACUGGACAGAUUUAUGUUGGACGUACUGACCGCCAGCUCGGGACGGGAGAGACGACAACGAAAGACUAUAAUGCUCCAGGAGACAGACGUGGUGAAGUGAUGUCUGAUGAACGCGCCCUGGUCGUUGACAUGGCACCAGCAUUGUGACUAAUUCAUGUCAUGUGACUGGUCAGAUGCAGACAACUGAGAGACUGAACUGUGCAAUUUAAAGACAUGGAAACGUUGGCGGUCUGACUAAUGCAUCAUCCUGACACUAACACAUGCACCUGUGAGGGCAGCGAUGCUCUCUCAGAAUGUAUCUAUAAAAAAAAA